Messenger RNA from Ascochyta rabiei, 1905 nucleotides. Its product is annotated as ERMES complex Ca(2+)-binding regulatory GTPase gem1. Gene Ontology annotation, biological process: small GTPase-mediated signal transduction; mitochondrion organization; regulation of mitochondrion organization. The record is from RefSeq and is a predicted model, not a curated record. Gene Ontology annotation, cellular component: mitochondrial outer membrane. The transcript has 3 exons. Gene Ontology annotation, molecular function: GTPase activity; calcium ion binding; GTP binding. The coding region runs from base 1 to 1905 and encodes 634 amino acids. Lineage: Eukaryota; Fungi; Ascomycota; Dothideomycetes; Pleosporales; Didymellaceae.
AUGGCGACCGUCCGAAUCUGUGUCUGCGGUGACGAGGGCGUCGGCAAGAGCUCCCUCAUCACCUCGCUCGUCAAGGACGUCUUCGUCACCGCGAAGAUCCAGCCCGUGCUCCCCCAGGUGACGCUGCCGCCUACGCUGGGCACGCCCGACAACGUGACCACGACCAUCGUCGACACCUCGGCGCUGCCCCACGAACGACACGCGCUGCGCAAGGAGCUGCGCAAAUCCAACGUCAUCCUGCUCGUCUACUCGGACCACUACAGCUAUGAGCGCGUGGCCCUGUUCUGGAUGCCCUACUUCCGCUCCCUGGGCGUCAACGUGCCCGUGGUGCUGUGUGCCAACAAGGCCGAUCUGGCAUCCCAUGGCACAACGUCGCAGGUGGUGGCAGAGGAGAUGCUGCCGGUCAUGAACGAGUUCAAAGAGAUCGACUCGUGCAUCCGCACAAGCGCAAAGGAACACGCCAACAUCAACGAGGUCUUCUUCCUCUGCCAGAAAGCCGUCACGCACCCCAUAGCGCCGCUGUACGACUCGAAAGAGAGCGCGCUCAAGCCUGCGGCCGUGUCGGCGCUGCAGCGCGUGUUCCGCCUCUGCGACACGGACAAGGAUGGCUACUGGAACGACGAGGAGGUGGACGACUUCCAGAUCAAGUGCUUCGAGAAGCCCCUGGGCGAGGACGAUCUGGCCAACAUCAACAAGUCGAUGGAGCGGUUUGCGCCGGGUGCCACGGGAGACAAGGGCAUGGACGAGAAGGGCUUCUUGCUGCUGAACAAGAUGUUUGCGGAGAAGGGCCGGCACGAGACCAUCUGGAUCAUCCUGCGCAAGUUCCACUACACGGACAGUCUCAGUCUGCAGGACGCCUACCUGCGACCCAAGUUCGAGGUGGCGCAGUUCUCGUCGGCGGAGCUCAGUCCGGCUGGGUACCGCUUCUUCGUCGACCUGUUCCUCAAGUUCGACAAGGACAACGACGGCGGACUCAACGACGGAGAGCUCGCCAACCUGUUCGCGACCACGCCUGGGCUUCCGGCGUCUUGGACCGACUCUGCGUUUCCGUCGUGCACGGUACGCAACGAAGCUGGCCACAUCACGCUCCAGGGCUGGCUGGCGCAGUGGAGCAUGACGACGUUUGAGGCGCCCAAGACGACGCUGGAGUACCUGGCCUACCUCGGAUUCGAGAGCAGCGAGCGAAGCGGGACGACGAGCGCGCUGAAGCAGACCAAGGCUAGGAAGCGGCGGAAUCGGCCUGGACGGGUGGAGCGCAACGUUCUUCUAUGCUACGUGCUGGGGUCGAGGGGCAGCGGGAAGAGCGCGCUGCUGUCGGCGUUUCUGCAGCGACCGUUCACGCCGACGUACCACCCCACGAUCCAGCCUCGAUCGGCAGUCAACAGCGUGGAGCUCCCCGGCGGCAAGCAAUGCUACCUGAUUCUGGAAGAGCUAGGGGAGCUCGAGCCGGCGAUCCUGGAGAACCAGGCCAAGCUCGACGCGUGCGACCUGCUGUGCUACACGUACGACUCUUCUGACCCGGACAGCUUUGCGCACAUUGUCGAGCUGCGCAGCCGGUACGCUCACCUGGACAAGCUGCCGGCCGUGUACACGGCGCUCAAGGCGGACCAGGACAAGACGAUGCAGCGGUGCGAGCAGCAGCCGGACGAGUACACGAGCGGGCUGCGCAUGGCACCGCCGCUGCACGUCAGCGCGACGUGGAGCAGCAUCUCGGAGCUGUUUGUUCAGCUGGCGGAGUGUGCGACGCACCCGUCCACGGCGUUUCCGAAGAACGAAGACGAGGGUGGCUACGAUAGGAUGAACGUGUACCUGGCGCUGGGCGCUGUGACGUGCGUGGUUGCGUCGGCGCUGAUCAUCUGGAAGCGGAACAGCGCGUCGUCGUCGGCGUCGUCGUCGUGGUCGUGA